Lolium perenne is the source of this 1293-nucleotide messenger RNA. RefSeq lists its product as uncharacterized. Gene Ontology annotation, molecular function: protein binding. The record is from RefSeq and is a predicted model, not a curated record. Lineage: Eukaryota; Viridiplantae; Streptophyta; Magnoliopsida; Poales; Poaceae.
AUGAGCGACACCAGCGGUCUCCGUAACUUCGCCGACCUGCUCCACCCCCGCCACGGCCGCCCCGCCGUGCCAAAGCCGGUGGCAGACGAUGUAACCACCCGAUACCAACUCUUCCCGGGGUUCCCUUCCAAAAAAACAAAGUCGCCGUCCCAUAUGAGCGACGCCGGACAGAUUUGGCCGCCGCCACCGCUCGACGACGAGGACGUCCUCACCGAGAUACUCUGCCGCCUGCCACCCCUGCCAUCCUCGUUCAUGCACGCAUCCCUCACCUGCAAGCUCUGGGGUCGCCUCGUCAACUCCGCCGCGUUCCGCUGCCGCGUCGUCGACCACCACCGCCACGCCCCGAUCUUCGGCGUCUACGAGAAGUACGCCAGGACGCUCCGCUUCAUCCCCGCCCUCCACGUUCCAGACCGCAUCCCUCCCAAGAGAUUCUCACUCAAGGUCGGCGCCGACGGCAGUGCCACUGUGGACCACUGGGACGUGCUUGAGUGCCGCCACGGCCGCGUCCUCGUCAUCAACCUCACCCGGCGCGAGCUCCUCGUCUUCGACCCCGUCUCGGGCGACCGCCGCGCCAUCGCCUUCCCGCUGGAUUUUCUCAACAACAUCUGCACUGCCAACGGAGCCGCGGUCUGGGAGGACGAAGGAGCAGGACACUCGAGUAAAUUUCGGGUGGUGCUGGUCGGCUUCUGGGGCGAUGGGGGCGAGGGAAAGGUUGCCGCCCGCGUCUACUCCUCUGAGACCGGCGAGUGGGGUGACCUCGUUGCGGCGCCUGACCGCCCGGAACCAUGCCUCGUUGGCCGUCUCCCGUGCACUCUCGUCGGCAAUGGCCUCUACUGGUGGCUGGCCGAGCCUUUGGGCUCCAUACUCCAGUUCGAUUUUGGUACCCAGAACCUAACCAUCAUCGACAAGCCUCCCAUCGCCAACAUCAACAUCGGCUGCAGCAGGAUCAUCCGGGGAAAGGAUGGCACUCAGCUGGGCCUCGCCGUGUUGUCUUACCCUACCUUGCAGAUCUAUGACCGCGAGGUUGGAUCUCAUGGUGCUCUCAUGUGGGUGCUGCGGAAGACGCUCCACAUGGACAAGAUCCUUGGUUUACCGACUCGGAUGGCGGACAGGGAUACAUUCAUUAGGGGGUACGCCGAGGAUGCCGGUGCCAUUGUUAUGUCGGCUCCUCACGGAAUAAGGAACGCUCUGUACAUAGUACAACUCGAGUCGAUGAAGCACAGGGAAAUCCAUGGAAACUUCUUCGAGAGCUCGUAUCAUCCGUUCGCAAAUUUCUAUAUAGGUCGGCCGUAA